CGUUUAUUUCGGUGCUGCUCCUGCUGGCUAUGGGCCUGUUCGUGGCUCCUUCGAUCGCUGAAAUUGGAGCUGAUUCGAGUGAAAAUGAGAUUCAGGAAGAAGUGGGAAAGCAGCGUGGACCGUUUAUAGGAAAGAUAGUUGCGCCUCUCAUAGAUCACACAUUCUCCAAGUUCAGUAAAGCCUGUACAAAAUUCAUUCGCCUCGGCCUUAUCCGUCCUAAGAUUAAGCCGGACAUGUCGCGCAUGAGUUUCCUGCUGCGCACUGACGAGUGCCAGAAUGUCAGCAUUCCGCUCACUGAGGCCGAGAGGCUGUGGGAGGCGCCGGGCUUCCAUCAGGAUCGGCCCACUGCCAUCUUCAUAACGGGCUGGAAAACAACCAUUUCCGAAUCGAACAGUGGUCCAGCUGCCAAGGCCUACAAUUGUCGCAAUGAUACUAAUUUUGUGUUACUGGAUGCAGCCAACUUCAUAGAAAUCCUGUACGCGUCGUCGGCGCUGAACACGGAGCUCAUUGGGGAGUAUUUGGCCAAGGCCUUGCUGAAGCUAAACCGCAAUUAUGUGAUCGAUAAUGUGCACUUGAUUGGACACAGUCUGGGUGCACAGAUUGCUGGAUCGGCAGGCCGGCACUUCAGGCAGUUGUCGGGAGGAGCGACACUGUCGCGCGUGACUGGUCUGGAUCCGGCCAAUCCCUGUUUCUACGAUGAUGCCAAGGGCAUACGCAGCGGCAAUGCUAGGUUCGUGGACAUUAUACACACCAAUCCUGGAGUCCUGGGCACAGAGAAAGUCGUGGGCGAUGCUGAUUUCUUUGUCAAUGGAUUGAAAAAGGCCUACAUGAAGGGCUGUGGGCUCCUGAACAUCAACUCUUGCUCGCACAACCGUGCCGUCGACUACUUUGCCGAGACGGUGUACCCCGCGAACACAAACAACUUCCUGGGCAAGCGAUGCGAUCGGCAAGAGGAUCUCGAGAAAGGUCGCAACUGCCAUGAAACCCGCACAGUCAUGGGCUACAAUGCCAGUUCCCGCGAUCUGGGUAUCUUCUAUGUGGAUUUUAAUGCUGAUGAGCCAUACGGACCCAAUGCACACGAGAAUUCUUUUACCUCGAGCCAUAGCCAGUGCGGCGCCUGUUGGGCCUAAGCAAAGUCUCUAAGA
This is a messenger RNA of Drosophila subobscura, 1145 nucleotides long. RefSeq names its product phospholipase A1-like. The transcript is spliced from 2 exons. Bases 30 to 1130 code for a protein of 366 amino acids. NCBI's taxonomy places the organism in Eukaryota, Metazoa, Arthropoda, Insecta, Diptera, Drosophilidae. Gene Ontology annotation, molecular function: lipase activity. Gene Ontology annotation, biological process: lipid metabolic process. The record is from RefSeq and is a predicted model, not a curated record.